AUGCAUCUCUGGCGCAACAAUUUUCCCGUCGAUGGCAAGCUUGUCGUCGUCGCCGGGGGCUCCAAAGGGCUUGGCCGGGCAUUGGCCCUGGAGUUGGCCGGAAAAGGAGCGAAUCUAUUGAUCCUCGCGCGCGAAGAACUCGCUCUGAACCGCACUCGCACCGAUCUCCAAGCCGCCUGUGUCUCGUCCAAGCAGAUUGUCGACGCCAUCUCCGUAGACCUGACGCAGCCAAAUGACAUCGAUCGCGUCCUCGCCCACUACCACCCCCCCGACGUCCUCAUCUGCACGGCCGGCGGCAUCCCCGACGAACCGGGCUUCCUAGCCAACCUAUCCCCCGCCGCGAUCACGUCCUGCCUCGAGCAAAACUACUACACGGCCAUCUUCCCCGUGCAAGCCUGCCUCCAGCGAUGGCUGGCGACACGGACACCCCACACCACACGACACAUCGUGUUGACCUCCACCGCAACAGCCCUAGCCAGCCUCCCCGGCUACGCCGCCUACACGCCCGUGAAAGCUGCCAUCCGUGCCCUCGCCGACACCCUCCGCCAGGAACUGCUCCUCUACGGCCGCGACACCUUCCGCGUGCACUGCGCCUUCCCCGCCAACUUCCUCGGCGAGUCUUUCCUGCGCGCGCACCCCACCAAGCCGCGCUUGACGAAGCUCCUCGAGGGCACGGAUGUGCCGCCCCAGCGGCUGAGCGAUAAUGUCCCUGCGUCGCGGGAGGUUGCGCGCGCUAUCGUCCGGGCGUUGGAAGCGGGAAAGACUUAUAUCACGGUGGAUAGGCGGACCGAGUUGAUGUUGAACCAUAUGCGCGGGCCGAGUCCGCGGUUUUGGACGCUGUAUGAUUUGCUCAUGGGGUGGUUGGCGAUCGGGAUGUGUUGGGUGUGGAGGGUGAGGGCGGAUCGUCAGACGGUUAAGUAUGGACGGGAGAAUGGGAUGGAGCGGUAA
Messenger RNA from Aspergillus campestris IBT 28561, 948 nucleotides. RefSeq names its product NAD(P)-binding protein. The transcript has 4 exons. NCBI's taxonomy places the organism in Eukaryota, Fungi, Ascomycota, Eurotiomycetes, Eurotiales, Aspergillaceae. The record is from RefSeq and is a predicted model, not a curated record. Gene Ontology annotation, cellular component: endoplasmic reticulum membrane. Gene Ontology annotation, biological process: sphingolipid biosynthetic process. Gene Ontology annotation, molecular function: 3-dehydrosphinganine reductase activity. Bases 1 to 948 code for a protein of 315 amino acids.